Messenger RNA from Corythoichthys intestinalis (scribbled pipefish), 7144 nucleotides. RefSeq names its product SPT5 homolog, DSIF elongation factor subunit (gene supt5h). Gene Ontology annotation, cellular component: DSIF complex. The record is from RefSeq and is a predicted model, not a curated record. The coding region runs from base 2622 to 5840 and encodes 1072 amino acids. Gene Ontology annotation, biological process: transcription elongation-coupled chromatin remodeling; regulation of transcription by RNA polymerase II; regulation of DNA-templated transcription elongation. Gene Ontology annotation, molecular function: protein binding; mRNA binding. The transcript is spliced from 29 exons. Lineage: Eukaryota; Metazoa; Chordata; Actinopteri; Syngnathiformes; Syngnathidae.
CCCUAAAUGCCCCCAAAUCAACAGGAAGUGACCCUGAAAUGCCCCAAAAUCAACAGGAAGUGACCCCGGAAUGCCUCCAAAUCAACAAGACGUGACCUAACGUGAACAGGGAGUGACCCUGAAAUGUCCUAAAAUCAUCAGGAAGUGAUCCAAUAUGAACAGGAAGUGACCCCAAAUCUCCCUAAACCAACAGGAAGUGAGCCUGAAAUGCCCCAAAGUCAACAGGAAAUGACCUGAUAUCUACAGAAAGUGACCCUGAAAUGCCCCCAAGUCAACAGGAAGUGACCCUGAAAUGCCUCAAACUCAACAGGAAGUGAUCCUGGAAUGCAUCCAAAUCAACAGGAAGUGACCUAAUGUGAACAGGAAGUGAUCCCGUAAUGCCCCAAAAUGAACAGAAAGUGACCCAAUACGAACAGGAAGUGACCCUGAAAUGUCCCAAAAUCAACAGGAAGUGAUCCAAUAUGAACAGAAAGAACCCCUAAUCAACAGGAAGUGACCCGAUAUCUUCAGGAAGUUAACCCUGGAAUGCCUCAAAAUAAAUGGGAAGUGAACCCGAAGUCGCCACAUAAUUACAGGAAGUGGCCCAAUGUAAACAGAAAGUGAUCCUGGAAUGCCCCAAAAUCAACAGGAAGUGAUCCAAUAUGAACAAAAAGAACCCCUAAUCAACAGGAAGUGACCCGAUAUCUUCAGGAAGUUACCCUGGAAUGCCUCAAAAUAAAUGGGAAGUGAACCCGAAGUCCCCACAUAAUUACAGGAAGUGGCCCAAUGUAAACAGGAAGUGAGCCUGGAAUGCUCCAAUAUCAACAGGAAAAUGACCUGUAAUCUACAGGAAGUGACCCAAUAUGAACAGGAAGUGACCCAAAAGGCCCCCAAAUCAACAAGAAGUGAGCCUGAAAUGCCCCAAAAUCAACAGGAAGUGACCUGAUAUGUGACCUUGGAAUGCCCCCCAAAAACCAGGAAGUGACCCUGAAAUGCCCCCAUGUCUACAUGAAAUGACUCUGGAAUGCCUCGAACUCAACAGCAAGUGACCCCGAAAUGCCCCCAAAUCAAUGGGAAGUGACCCAAUAUGAACAGGAAGUAACCCAAUAGGAACAGAAAGAACCCAAAAUGCCCCCAAAUCAACAGGAAGUGACCCAUUAUGAAAUGGAAGUGACCCAAAAUGCCUCCAUAUCAACAGGAAGUGACCCUGAAAUGCCCCAAAAUCAAGAGGAAAUGACCUGAUAUCUACAGGAAGUGACUCUGGAAAGCCCCCAGACCAACAGGAAGUGAGCCCAAAUGCCCCUGAAUCAAUGAUAAGUGACCCAAUUUGAACAGGAAGUGAUCCCUAAAUCAACAGGAAGUGCCCGCGAAACCCUGGAAUGGCUCAAAAUCAACAGGAAGUGAAUCCGAAAUCCCCCCUUAUUAACAGGAAGUAACCCAAAUUGAACAGGAAACGACUCUUAAAUGCCCCCAAAUACACAGGAAGUGACCUAAUGUGAACAGGAAGUGAUCCCGUAAUGCCCCCAAAUGAACAGAAAGUGACCCAACAUGAACAGGAACUGACCCUGAAAUGCCCCCAAAUCAACAGGAAAUGACCCGACAUCUAUGGGAAGCGACCCCGAAAUGCCCCCAAAUCAACAGGAAGUGAUCCCGUAAUGCCCGUAAAUGAACAGAAAGUGAUCCAAUAUGAACAGGAAGUGAACCCGAAAGCCCCACAUAAUUACAGGAAGUGACCCAAUGUAAACAGGAAAUGCCACAAGACCAACAAGAAGUCACCCUGAAAUGUCUCAAAUCAACAGGAAGUGACCCUAACGUCUCAAAAUCAACAGGAAGUGCGCCAAUUAGUACAGGAAGUGAACCCGAAAUGCCCCCAAAUCACCUGGAAGUGACCCCAAAGUCUCCUCAUAUAAACAGGAAGUGACCCAUGAUGAACAGGAAGUGUAGAAGCUUAAUUAUCAAUUUUCCCAUCGUUUUUGAUGCCACGUAGUACAACAUAACACAAGUGUUAUUAAAAUCCCUAAACAUAAAUUUACCAUUUGCAUUUUAAAUGCAUCCGCCUCUUUUUGAGAAUGAACAGUUUUGCCCACGCAACAAAACAAAAUGAAGUCCGUGUCUGGUGUGUAUUUUUUUACCAAGCACAUGAACAGGACGCGCUCGUAAUUUCCAAUUAGGUAAGGUUCAUCUUUCCCAGGGCACGUGAAGGCAGCAUUGACGUCCACUUUCGUCGUCAAAGUGAGACCUCAGUUUCUUUUCGCGCUCUCAUUUCACUUUAUGUGCUUAACCAGUAAGAGGCAGUGUCAAAGAAACCAAACUCUCGCGAGACUUACCAUAUCCCCGGAAAUCCUGCGAAAGACGACGACUGCAAAACAAGCGGUGGCUAUUUGGCCAUUUUCUUAACAAGAAAAACACAUUUUUAAACGUCAGCUCGAGAGAGCGAAUAACAUUCAUCGGGUUUGAAAGCGCUUCGCCAUUUUGACGCACUCUAUAAGGUUCACUUGGCGCCAAAAAGUCGACAAGUGAGCCCCGCUCGGCCUAGCUUGCUGGCUAUUAGCUUAGCUUUAGCGAAAUUGCGCUCAGUUAAAACUACGAAGCAAAGUUGGCUCUUUUGUUGCUUUAGUUUAGGCUGCUGCAGUUAAUAAAAGAUGUCGGACAGCGACGACAGCGACUUUUCUGAUAACCAGAGUGAGCGAAGCAGUGACGGAGAGGCCGAAGAAGUGGACGAGAACGAGGAGGAAGCGGCCAGCCCGGUCGGCAGCGACAAAGUGGCCGAGGAGGAAGGGGAGGACCUGGACGACGAGUACGAUGAAGAAGAGGAGGAAGACGACGAGGACCGUCCUCGAAAGAAGCCGCGGCACGGAGGCUUUAUCCUGGACGAAGCCGAUGUGGACGACGAAUACGAGGACGAGGAGGACCAGUGGGAGGAAGGAACUGAAGACAUUAUGGAAAAAGAGGAGGCCGAAGUGUCCAACAUCGACCACGUGGUUCUGGACGAAGAUCAUUCCGGGUCCAGGAGGCUCCAGAACCUCUGGAGAGACUCACGAGAGGAGGCGCUGGGUGAAUACUACAUGAGGAAGUACGCCAAGUCUUCAGGAGGGGAGCACUACUCUGGAGGGUCGGAGGAGCUCUCUGAUGACAUCACCCAGCAGCAGCUACUUCCUGGUGUCAAGGAUCCCAAUUUGUGGACCGUCAAGUGCAAGAUCGGGGAAGAGAGAGCGACGGCCAUCGCGCUGAUGAGGAAGUUUAUCGCUUAUCAGUUCACGGACACGCCGCUCCAGAUCAAGUCGGUGGUGGCCCCGGAUCACGUCAAGGGCUACAUCUACGUGGAGUCGUACAAGCAGACGCACGUGAAAGCCGCCAUCGAGGGCAUCGGCAACCUUCGCAUGGGCUUGUGGAACCAGCAGAUGGUGCCCAUCAAGGAGAUGACGGACGUCCUCAAGGUGGUCAAAGAGGUCACCAAUCUCAAGCCCAAAUCCUGGGUCCGGCUCAAGCGAGGCCUCUACAAAGACGACAUUGCGCAGGUGGACUACGUGGAGCCCAGUCAAAACACCAUCUCACUCAAGAUGAUCCCUCGCAUCGAAUUGGACCGCAUCAAAGCCAAGAUGAGCUUGAAAGAUUGGUAUGCCAAGAGGAAGAAGUUCAAGAGACCCGCUCAGAGGCUUUUCGACGCUGAAAAAAUCAGGUCGCUGGGAGGGGAGGUCAGUCACGACGGAGACUUCAUGAUCUUCGAGGCCAACCGCUACAGCCGCAAAGGGUUCCUGUUCAAGAGCUUCGCCAUGUCAGCUGUGAUCACAGAUGGCGUGAAGCCCACAUUGUCCGAGCUGGAGAAGUUUGAAGACCAACCGGAAGGAAUCGACUUGGAGGUGGUCACUGAAUCAGGCAAGGAGCGCGAACACAACCUUCAGGCCGGGGACAACGUGGAGGUCUGCGAGGGCGAGUUGAUCAACCUGCAGGGGAAAAUCCUUAGCGUGGACGGCAACAAGAUCACCAUCAUGCCCAAACACGAAGACCUCAAGGACCCGCUGGAGUUCCCGGCCCAAGAGUUAAAGAAAUACUUCCGCAUGGGCGACCACGUGAAAGUGAUCGCCGGCCGCUACGAAGGCGACACGGGUCUCAUCGUCCGCGUGGAGGAGAACUUUGUCAUCCUCUUCUCCGACCUGACCAUGCACGAGCUGAAGGUGCUGCCCAGAGAUCUGCAGCUCUGCUCGGAGACGGCGUCCGGCGUGGAUGCGGGAGGGCAGCACGAGUGGGGGGAGCUUGUUCAACUCGACCCGCAGACGGUCGGCGUUAUCGUGCGGUUGGAGAGGGAAACCUUCCAGGUGUUGAACAUGCACGGCAAAGUGCUGACGGUGCGCCACCAGGCGGUCAACCGAAAGAAGGACAACCGUUUCGCUGUGGCCCUGGACUCGGAGCAGAACAACAUCCACGUCAAAGACAUCGUCAAAGUCAUCGACGGGCCGCACUCGGGCCGCGAAGGCGAGAUCCGCCACCUCUUCCGAGGCUUCGCCUUUCUCCACUGUAAGAAGCUGGUGGAGAACGGAGGAAUGUUUGUGUGCAAGACUCGCCACCUGGUGUUAGCCGGGGGCUCCAAGCCCAGGGAUGUGACCAACUUUACGGUGGGCGGCUUUGCUCCCAUGAGCCCUCGCAUCAGCAGCCCCAUGCAUCACGGCGGCGGCGGUGCUCAACAAAGAGGGGGAGGCGGAGGCGGAAUGGGGCGGGGCCGAGGACGACGAGACAACGAGUUGAUCGGUCAGACCGUCCGCAUCUCGCAGGGUCCAUACAAAGGUUACAUCGGCGUGGUGAAGGACGCCACCGAGUCCACGGCCAGAGUGGAGCUUCACUCCACCUGUCAGACCAUCUCUGUGGACAGACAGCGUUUGACCACCAUGGGCUCUCAGAAACACAGCGGCAUGACCUCUACCCACGGGCGCACGCCCAUGUACGGCUCGGGUUCCCGGACGCCUAUGUGCGGCUCCCAGACGCCGCUGCACGACGGAAGCCGAACGCCUCACAGCGGCUCGCAGACGCCACUUCACGACGGCAGCAGGACGCCCGGUCAGAGUGGUGCCUGGGACCCCAACAACCCCAACACGCCGUCCAGGAAUGACGAGGAGUACGACUUCGCCUACGACGACGAGCCGUCGCCCUCGCCUCAGGGCUACGGAGGCACGUCCAAUCCGCAAACGCCGGGCUACCCGGAAGUCCCGUCCCCGCCGGUCAACAAUCAGUUCAACCCUCAGACGCCCGGCACGCCCGCCAUGUACAACACAGAGCAAUAUUCUCCCUACGCCGUGCCCUCACCCCAGGGUUCCUACCAGCCUAGUCCUAGUCCUCAGAGCUACCACCAGGUGGCGCCCUCGCCUGUUGGCUUCCAGAACACGCACUCGCCCGCCAGCUAUCACCCGACGCCGUCGCCUAUGGCCUAUCAGGCCAGCCCGAGUCCGAGCCCUGUGGGUUAUAGCCCCAUGACGCCCGGGGCGCCUUCUCCCGGUGGCUACAACCCUCACACGCCGGGCUCCAACAUCGAGCAGGGCGGCAGCGACUGGGUGACCACCGACAUCCUGGUGCGGGUCAAGGACUCCUUCAUGGAUCUGAUGGGCCAGACGGGAGUCAUCCGCAGCGUGACGGGUGGCAUGUGCUCCGUGUUCAUGCAGGACUCUGAGAAGGUGGUGAGUGUCAGCGGCGACCACCUGGAGCCCGUCACGCCUACCAAGAACGACAAGGUGAAGGUGAUUUUGGGAGAGCACCGCGAGGCCACGGGCACGCUGCUGAGCAUCGAUGGAGACGACGGCAUCGUUCGCAAAGUCCUCGACAACCAGCUGAUGAUCCUCAACUUGAGGUUUUUGGGCUGUCUGGGCCACUGAGACGGGCGCCAACUAACUCUAUCGCUGCCGGAGCCAUAUUUUUGUUUGACUUUCACCACAUUUUCAUUUUUCUUGACAAGAAGUCGUUUGUUUUGCUGUGUGACGUUAGCAUAGUGACUGUUAGCAUGUUAGCAUUUUAGCUCGUAGUCAUUGUACAAUGCACCGACUGUUUUAGGUUGACUCAAAAAAAAAAAAUGCAAUGAAAGACUGCAGCUAGCAUGCUAACAGUUUCUAUGCUAACGUCCCAGUUAGCAUAGUAACUGCAAACAAAUUCAAUCCUGGUUCGCCACCAGAGCGAUAUUUUUGUUUGACUAUUACCACAUUUUAAUUUUGCUUGACAAGUUGUUUUUUUUUUGCUGUGUGACAUUAGCAUAGUGACUGUUAGCAUUUUAGCUCGUAGUCAUUGUACAAUGCACCGACUGUUUUAGGUUGAACCAAAAAAAUGCAAUGGAGGACUGCAGCUAGCAUGCUAACAGUUUCUAUGCUAACGUCCUAGUUAGCAUAGUAACUGCUAACAAAUUCAAUCCCGGUUCGCCACUAGAGCGAUAUUUAUGUUUGACUUUCACCACGUUUUCAUUUUUCUUGACAAAACGUUUUUGUUAUGUGACGUUAGCAAAUUGACUGUUAGCAUUUCAGCUGGCAGUCAUUGUACAAUUCACCGACCGUUUUAGGAUGAGCCAAAAAGACAAAAUGAAUGACAGCAGCUAGCAUGCUAACAGUUACUAUGCUAACGUCACAGUUAUUAUGCUGAAGUUCCCGGUUGACUUUCACCAACUUUUCAAUUUUGACAAAAAGUCGUGUUUUUUUGCUAUUUGAUGUUAGCACAGUGACUGUUAGCAUUUCAGCUGGUAGUCAUUACCAAUUCAUACAAUUCGACUGUUUUAGGUUGAGCCAAAAAGAGAGAAUGAACGACUGCAGCUAGCAUGCUAACAAUUAUUAUGCCGAAGUAACAGAACAUAGAACACAAUUGAUUAGGUCAGCGCAAACAAAUUCAAUCUCAGUUUGCUGUCAAAGGGAUAUUUUUGUGUCACUUUCAUCAUGUUUCAUUUUUUUCUCGACAAAAGUCGUUUUUUUUUUGCUAUGUUACUUUAGCAUAUUGAUUGUUAGCAUUUUAGCCGCUGGUCAUUGGACAUUUAACUGUUUAGGUUGAGCCAAAAAGAAACGAUGAAUGACUGCAGCUAGCAUGCUAACAGUUAUUAUGCUAAAGUAACAUAACAAUACCAAUAAUGACGAUAAAUGUCGACUGAACCACGAUUCUUCACUAAAGACAACCAUGUCAAUAAAAUAUGAAAGUGGCCUCAUCA